UGUGGGCAGUCUCUCUGCUCUAACGUCGUCUCUACUUGAAAUUGAAUGAACUACAAGUGCAUAGUCAUACUACACUGUUUAGUGUGCGCGAGAGCAAAGGAAACACUGUAACGUUACCCGAGGGCACUUUGUGGUUAAUAGUUUCAUACAGACAACACUUUUUUCCAGUCACCGAUUUUUACAGAGUAAUGGAGUCUCAUGUAAACGCGAAACGGCUUUUUAACCACGCAACAACCCUGAAGCUUCACACAGGAAAUUUAGUCAAUCGCAGUCGACUUAAGAAGAAAUGUCCGUCUUCGCCUAGUGAGGAGCUUCAAGACUGCAUCCAAGGCACACUAAGCGAGUGGUUUGCCGCAAUGCCGUCAUCACUUGACUCGGAGCUUCCCAUUGUUAUGGACUGCACCAUUCCAGAAAACACUGAGGCCAUCACCCCAGAGGAGAGAGAGGAGCUGAAGGUGUCUGUCAAGCUUUUUCUCACUGAGUCACUCUGCUCAUCAAUUAGAAGUGCUGUAGACAUGGCUUGUUCUUCGUUAGGCGUAACUCAGUUGGACUCUGUGAUCAUUGCUCCACCUCCUCUCCCUGAGGGUGAGGCACAGACGCUGACUCACCUUCAGCCGCUGUGGGAAGAGCUGGAGAGUCUCGUGGAAAGCCAGAAAAUUGCUGCCAUCGGCACGUCGGACUUGGACAAAACCCUCCUAGAGGAGCUCUAUAACUGGGCUCAGAUAAAGCCGAGCAGUAAUCAGGUGAAUCUGGCCUCGUGCUGUGUGAUGCCUCCAGACCUCACUGCAUUUGCUAAAGAGUUUGACAUUCAGUUGCUAACGCACAAUGACCCCAAAGAGCUAAUCAGUGCUGCAGGCUUCCAGGAAGCAGUCCAAGGGAGCAGUAAGGACCUGAAGGUGGCCGACUGGAGGCUGGAGUGGGUCUUGCGGUACUCCAUCAUCGUCAAGAGCAGAGGCAUCAUAAAAGCAAAGGGCUACAUUGUUCAUGCUAAAAAGAGCAGCGACCAUUAACAUGUCCUGCUUGAACAGGUUUUUGGGGUUUCCUGAAAUGUAUUCCACUUAAUUUAGGGAGCUAAAUCACUUAUGCAUAUUUUACAAAGGGUUUUCUCAACACUAAAGUGAAUUUGAAUUUUCCAAGGAGUAAAAAUUCAUUUCCUCAAUAUUAAGACGGCUAUCUGUUCUUGUAGAUAAAUGUGCCUCUUUUUCCUGACUGGACCAGGUUGAAUUCCCAAUGUUUAUCCAAAGGGUAAAAAUUUUAUGUAAAACAAUGGGAUGGCAGAUUAAGGAGUUUCAAAUUCCAAAAGGUUUUUUUUUUUUUUUUAAUUUUACAAGUACAUGGGCAGAGGCACUUAUUUUCAAAAAGAUUUGUAGAAGAGGUACACCUUGGAUAAUUUUUUCAAUUUUAUUAUAAAAUGUUUACCCCCAUUUUUUUUAAACGAGUGGGCCACAUAGUUUUAGAUUUUUUUUUACUUUAAUUUUAAAUGUCAAAUUUUAAAUCUUGCUGCCAUUUUAAGUUUGUAUAAUUUAUUUUGACUGUUGCUUGGCAUGGAGUGUUCAAUAGAUGUUGCCUGUUGUCAAUGGAUGAUUCUGUUUUGCACCCUUUUGUAAAUGAAAUGCUUUGCUUAUCUGAGGUAAAAGAAUGUUCAAAUAUGUAACUGUAUGGGAUGCUGGUAACAUGCAUGGCAUGAACGGCAUUAAUUCAUUGUAUAUAAAAACACUGGAAAAUUCCACACUUGAAGAAAAUUAAUGAUUAUAGUUCCAGUAUCUAACGGAUAGUCAGAAUAUAUAUUUUUACCUGUGUUAUUUAUUCAUUGUAAUUCCUUUUGGAUCCAAUUAUAUAAGAGUUGCAUCAUACAAUUACUAUUUUCAAAUGACUGUAAUCCCUAUUUGUGUGUUAAACAUAUUUAAUUUGGUUUAUAAACUUGGAAAUUGAAAAUUAA
Messenger RNA from Pimephales promelas (fathead minnow), 1939 nucleotides. RefSeq names its product glutamate-cysteine ligase, modifier subunit (gene gclm). Gene Ontology annotation, molecular function: enzyme regulator activity; glutamate-cysteine ligase catalytic subunit binding. The record is from RefSeq and is a predicted model, not a curated record. Gene Ontology annotation, cellular component: glutamate-cysteine ligase complex. Gene Ontology annotation, biological process: glutathione biosynthetic process. Lineage: Eukaryota; Metazoa; Chordata; Actinopteri; Cypriniformes; Leuciscidae.